Molecule: messenger RNA, 5896 nt
Organism: Epinephelus moara (kelp grouper)
Lineage: Eukaryota; Metazoa; Chordata; Actinopteri; Perciformes; Serranidae
Gene: chl1b
Product: cell adhesion molecule L1-like b
Exons: 30
Coding region: 596-4201 (1201 amino acids)
Biological process (GO): cell-cell adhesion
Molecular function (GO): protein binding
Source: RefSeq, a predicted model, not a curated record
GGGGAGCGCUUUAACCCGGUCACAACGUAGGGAAGUUGCUCACGGUUUUUCCGCGUUGCCAUGGGGUUUUGUAAAACCUAUUGACUGCGAUAGGGUCCCUUCUUUUCUUUGAGUCUGUCUUUGUGGAGGAGGAGGAAGAAACCGCUAUUACUUUUUCUUUCCAGAGGCGGGUCGGGGGGGAGCGAUAGUAGCAUCCAGGGGAGGAGGGAGGUGCUCCGGCUCAGACCAACUGCGAGGCACCGCGGCGUUACGUUAACAGUUAAACCUGCCUCUGCUCUCCUCUUCCAGCGGUGGGGACAAAUUCAACUUUCUCAGCGGCUGUCACGACAUGAGUUGCACCUGAAGAUGGAUUCUCACUUCUCUGUGGCUUUCUGCUGACCCUUCCGGUUUCCUGUGGCAUGUUUCACAAGCCAGAGGCUGUGUGUCAUCUUCCCAGUAAGGACGUCAGGGUGGUCUCCUGUUGUAUGAUUCAACUUCAGCACCACAACUCCUUGAGAUACGGUACCGCAUCUUUGGUGCACCAGAGAAAUGAACUGAGGACUGAGUAGGAGAGAGCACUCGUUUCCUGAGGACGUCCAACAUUUAAGGAGAAACCAUGAGGUUGCAGAGGAGCCCGGGACUGGUCACCGUGCUGGGCUUGAUCGCCUGUGUUUGUGCCUUUCAUACGACUGCAGCCAUCAACAUCCCUCUGGAGAUUUUAGGUCAUGUAAACAUUGAGCAGCUGCCCGACAUCACAGCUCAGUCACCCAGCUCUCUCAUCGCUUUCCCUUUUGAUGAGAGUUUCCCCAUGACGUGUGAAGCCAAAGGGAAUCCCGAGCCAGAAUUCAGAUGGACGAAGAAUGGCCAGGAAUUCGACCCCUCUCUGGACCCCCGUCUGAUGAAAGAGGAGAAUUCUGGGACUUUUGUGAUACCUAAUAAUGGGAACCUCACAGAGUACCAGGGAACCUAUCGCUGUUACGCCUCAAACAAACUUGGGACCGCCAUAUCGAAGGAGAUUGAGUUCAUUGUGCCCCAUGUUCCGAAGUUUCCUAAAGAAACACUCGAUCCUGUUGUGGUGGAGGAAGGCCAACCCUUUGUUUUAGAAUGUAAUCCACCUAAAGGAAUACCUCCACUGCAGAUCUACUGGAUGACUAUCAAUCUUCAGCACAUAGAACAGGACGAGAGGGUGUCUAUGGGCCUGAACGGAGACCUGUACUUCUCUCACGCGGUGGAGAAGGACAGCAGGAGAGACUAUUGCUGCUUCGCCGCCUUCCCGCGAAUACGAACCAUUGUUCAGAAGACCGCCAUGUCUGUUGUUGUGAAGACAAAAAAAAGUGACACGAAUCCUGACACUGCCAAUGCAAUCCUUGAGAGAAGACCUUCUCUUCUGACGCCCUCUGGUGGCGCAUCAGCGACACAGCUGGUCAAAGGGGAGGACUUGAAAUUGGAAUGUAUUGCUGAGGGAUUUCCAACUCCACAGGUUGAGUGGGUGAAGAUCGGUCAUCAACUCCCAGUUAAAGCAAAACUGGAGAAUCAUGGGAAAUUGCUGAUUGUUCCCAAAGUUGAACUGGAGGACAGCGGGAAGUACAUGUGCAAGGCAAAGAACGUACUUGGGCAAGUUGUCCAUUACUUCACCGUGACAGUAGAAGAGCCUCCAGAGUGGGUGGUUGAGCCUGAGAGUCAGCUCAGUAUGAUUGGCUCGGACGUGCUCAUCAAGUGCUCUGCCACUGGGACUCCUCGGCCGACUAUAACGUGGAGGGUGAACGGUGAACCUCUGCAGGGUGCUCCUGCAGCCAACAGGAAGGUGUUCGAUGACACAAUUGUUUUACGUAACGCCAAAGAAUCUGACAGUGCAGUCUAUCAGUGUGAGGCCUCCAACAAACAUGGAACCCUUCUGUCAAACGCAAACAUCAUGAUUAUGAAUCUGCCCCCAAUGAUUCUGACCAAGGAUGGGGAGGAUUACUCUGCUGUGGAGGGGAAGGGAGUGAUGAUGCACUGCAAUGUCUUCAGCUCUCCUCCUUCUACAAUCACUUGGAGCAAAGACGACUCCUCUGAAUCCGUGGAGGGACCGAGGUUUGCAGUUCACGACAAUGGUUCGCUGGAGAUCUACAGCCUGGAGAAGGAUGACACGGGACAGUACACGUGUUUAGUUAAAAACACAGAGGGAACGUCCGCCAUUGAUGCCAUGCUCUAUGUGAAAGAUCCCACUAGAAUAGUCGUGGCCCAGGAGGACCUGCAGAUCUUAAUAGGUACCACGGCCCAGCUCUCAUGCCUCGCAGAGUACGACAAGUCCUUCAGCAACGACUUUGAGCUCCUGUGGGAAAAAGAUGAUAUGGAGAUAUCCCUCAACUACACUGAGAAUUCAAGAUACUUUGUGGAGGAUGGUAUCCUACAGAUUAUCAAUGUAAGCCACAGUGACCAGGGUGUGUACACGUGUGUGGCAAGAACUCCAGUCGACCAAGACUCGGCUUCCGCUCUGCUCAUGGUGUUAGAUGUCCCUGAUGCUCCUGAGUACUUGGUACUGUCUGAACACAAGAGCAAAAGUGUGAAACUGAAAUGGAUCCCCGGGGACAACCACAACAGCUCCACCACAGAGUUUAUUAUUGAGUACGAGGAAAGCCAGUGGGAGCCAGGAAACUGGAAGGAGCUGCUACGAGUACCCGGGAACCACAACUCUGCUGUGCUCAAACUCCACGGCCACGUCGACUACAGCUUCCGAGUGUCUGGUGUUAACGCCGUAGGAAGGGGUCCUCCCAGCGAGCCCACAGAGAGAUACAAAACCCAGCCAUCAGCUCCUGACAAGAACCCUGAAAAUAUCAAAAUCGAAGGUCAUUUACCACAUGAAAUGAAUAUCAACUGGGAGCCCUUGUUACCCAUUGAGCACAAUGGCCCUGGUUUGGAGUAUAAGGUGAGUUACAGGAGGCAGGAUGUGGAGGAGGAAUGGAAGGAGUACAUGGUGAAGAGACACUCGUUUGUGCUGAAGAACACUCCCACAUUUGUGCCCUACGAGAUCAAGAUCCAAGCCAGGAACCAUCAGGGCUGGGGCCCAGAGCCCAAGAUAGUGAGCGGCUACUCAGGAGAGGACUUUCCCUCUGCUGCACCUGAGGAUGUAGCUGUGGAGGUGAUGAACAGCUCAGUGGUCAAGGUUAGCUGGACGCGUGUACACAAGGACAAGUUACAUGGACAUCUGGGAGGCUACAGGGUAAGCUGGUGGCGUCUGCGCAGUCUGGUGGACGCAAAGAAAAGCCACGGAGACAAACAUACCCUAACAUUUCCCGGGGACCGCAACCACGCCACAGUACCAGGACUGACGCCGUUCUCUGAGUACAGCCUCAUCGUCAUGACCUUCAAUGGGCAGGGCAACGGCCCCGGCAGCCAUCCCCUCAACUUCAAAACCCCAGAGGGAGUCCCUGAGAAAAAUCCUGUUUUCAGGGUCAAAGAUGUACAGAGGCACACUGUCUCUCUGGUCUGGGCCCCGCCACUGGAGCCUAAUGGGAUUCUCACCGGGUACCUCCUGGAGUAUCAGCUCAUCAACGACACUGAGGAAGUGGGGCCCCUGCAGACAGUAGACAUCAGCAACCCAGACACCACCAAAUGGAUCCUGCGUGACUUGGAGCCUUUGAGCAAAUACAAGUUCUACCUGCGCUCCUGCACCACGGUGGGCUGCGGGCCCAUCGUCAGCGAGGAGUGCACCACUACCCUAGAAACAACUUCCACUUUGGCUCCCACUGUUGGCCUCAGCAAGUCAGCUUCCCCCUCACCUCCAAGCACUCCAAAGUCCCCAGUGACCAAACCCACUCGUUCCACCAUAGGUCUGGCCAGCGUCCACGGAGGAAUAUCCACCCAGGGCUGGUUUAUCGGCCUGAUGUGUGCCAUCGCUCUCCUCACACUCACUGUGUUGAUCGCCUGCUUUGUCAACAGAAAUAAAGGAGGGAAGUACUCCGUAAAAGAAAAAGAGGACCUCCACCCAGACGUGGAAUCCCAGGGCAUGAAUGACGACACAUUUUGUGAAUACAGUGACAACGACGAGAAGCCGCUGAAGGGCAGCCAACACUCGCUGAGCAGAGAGAUCAAAGCAGGGGACAGCGGGGACAGCCUGGUGGACUACGGCGACGAGGACGCUCAGUUCAACGAGGACGGCUCCUUUAUCGGCGAGUAUGCGGGGCGAAAGGAGAAAAGGGCGUCUGCUGAGAUCAAAGCCACUAUUCAGACCCCGGCAUGAGGAGCGGAACAGCCAUCCAUCCUCUCCCGGACAACGUUUUCAUUAAACCUGCUGCGAGGAACAAAUGAAAAAGGAAACAGACAUUAUCCAUACCGAGCACAAGUUUUGUGUCAAAUGUAAUGCGUCAUUGCCAACUGCACACUGCCACCCACAUUUUAUAAAGCUCUGUUUUGUCAAGUUGCAACAGGAUGACCAUUACUAAAUACUGUGUAUAUAUAGUGUAUAUUGUAUGUGCGGAGUGUCUUUUUUUAUAAUUAUUAUUACACAAAAAAUGUAGAGGGCUUGGAUUUUCUUUUUAUUAUCUCCAUUACUUCAGCUGCAGUGCUGUUUGUACAAAUGUUAGGACAUUUCACUCUCCAUUGCACAUCAUUAUAUGCAGCUUUGCCUCUGAUGUCAUCUUGUAGUAGACCACAGAUACAGUAAGUGGGGAUAUCAAGUUGAUAUUUUUCAAUUGGAGCAUAUAUUACUGACCUUUUAUAUUUGAAAUUGAUUCAUUAAAUAUGAUGUAAGAUGUGUAUAAAGGUUGCCUAUUAACUUAUUUUUUUGCCAGUGGUUUUAUACCUGACGAAGUAACAAGGACGUUUACAUAUCAGAAAUAAUGAUUCUUGAGUCACGAAGCUCCCUGUGAUCUUAGAGGAAAAUAAAAUGUAGCUAUUAUGUCUUGUUUAGUAUUUUCAUCCAUUGGACACUAUAAAUUACAGAUCUUGGUCUGUGCUUACUAUAACAGCUCCAUAAACUGCCGUACCAGAUCUGAAGGAGAUUUUCAAACAUGUUAUCCAUUAAAAUUUGCUAUAUAUCUCAUUCUUUAGAAAUUGUUGUGUAAACCAGUUCUUCACCCUGUUUUUAGAACUUUAGUAUUAAAACUACAACUACACAGUUGAAUCCAGUUUAUAGACAGCAUAUAUUACAAUGCAAGCCUUUGCCACAAGCUGGUAUUGUAAAUGUAGUUGCUGUGAAAACACAGUAGCCGAACAGUCUUCAGAGGAAUAGUUUGACAUAUUGGGAAAUAUGCAUAUUUGCUUUCUUGGUGACAGAUGAGGCAAUUUAUACCACUCUCAUGUUUGUAUGGUAAAUAUGAAGCUAUAGCUGGCAGCCAGUUAGCUUAGCUUAGCAUAAAGACAUGAAAACCUUCUUCAACCUUUGGGGCUUAAAAAAAUAAAAAAAAAUAAAAUGAAGCCAUCUUGGAGGUGCCAAAAACUGCAGUUCCUUGAAUGGCCACUUGAGGCUGGCAUGAGAAGUGAGUUAAUUCCCAUAGACAGCCAUGAUUAAAAAGCCCAGUUUAACAGCAAAAAUCAACAUGUUUACAGCCCUGUACAAAAAACGGUUUUGGACUCUAUAGCUGACUUCCUGUUCAUGACAACUGUACGUAGUGUGGAUUUUUAUAUAACUCGCCCAUUUACAUUUUAUUAAAGUUACCCACAAUUAAGAGUGUGGUUACUGUGAGUGACAGGCAUCUGCAGAUAGUGUCCUCGGGUUCUCAGUCAGAUCCAGCCCUCGCCCCUCAGUGGCUCCACCCUCUCGCCUAAAUAUGGUUUCUUCUGACUCAAAAAAUCCAAGAUGGCCACGGCCAAAAUGCAAGGCUUCAAAACGGGAGUCCACAAAUCAAUGGGUGAUGAAAUGGUAGCUACGUCCGUUAUUUUAUACAGUCUAUGCUGGAAAUGGUGGUCCCAAUGCUACGGCUAGCAGCCAGUUAGC